This is a messenger RNA of Cavia porcellus (domestic guinea pig), 2137 nucleotides long. RefSeq names its product UDP-GlcNAc:betaGal beta-1,3-N-acetylglucosaminyltransferase 8 (gene B3gnt8). The coding region runs from base 743 to 1933 and encodes 396 amino acids. Gene Ontology annotation, cellular component: Golgi membrane. The record is from RefSeq and is a predicted model, not a curated record. Gene Ontology annotation, molecular function: protein N-acetylglucosaminyltransferase activity. NCBI's taxonomy places the organism in Eukaryota, Metazoa, Chordata, Mammalia, Rodentia, Caviidae. The transcript has 2 exons.
AGUUCAGCCCCUUUCUCUCCUCUCUUCGGGGCGCCUCCCCCAGUUCUCCCCGCUGUCUCUCUCCUCUGGUGUCCGGGCUUCCUGCCCCCUAUCCUGACUCCUGGCAGCAACCACAAGCAAACAUCCCUAUCUCCAGCAGCAGAUCCAGCCCCACUCAGCACAUUCACGCCUCCUCUUGGCGGUGGCACAGCGCCAGCCCCUCAGCCUCCAGCCCCGUCCUUCCGCCUUGGGUCUUGGCUUCUCCCUCGUCACUCUGACACCUGGCAGCAUGGCUCAGGCCCGGCCCUGGCCUCACCUUCCCUCGGACUCUUCCCCAGGUCCCUAGCCCGCCUCUGCUGGGCCCUCGCGGGUCCCCGUCUGUGGUCUGUGCUGUGGCCACCCCUGCACCUCUCCCGAGGUCUCUCCGGAACACCAGUCCUAACAGGCUGCGCCCGCCCGGGCUCCCAGGUCGGCCUCCAGUCUCCCUAACCCAACCCCCACCCAGCCCCGCCCCAGCCCUGGCCCCUGGGGCCCUCCUGCCUGCCUCCGCCCGCCCCUCUGGACUGGCAGAGCCGGGCUGGGCUGGCAGCCCGCGACGGGAGGGAGCCAGGCAGCGCGGAGGGAGCCGAGGCAGGGCCUGACCAGAGGCCCGGCGGCGCCGGAGCUGGGAGCCGGCAGAAGCCCGACCCAGAGGUACUGAGGAGCGGAUCCCUGACCUUCCAGACCCUGGGCUCCCUUGGCUGCCACCUCCCUGGGCCAGGUCAUGCGCUGCUCCAAGUGCCUGCUCUGCCUGUCAGCACUGCUCACACUCUUGGGCCUCAAAGUGUACAUUGAGUGGACCUCAGAGUCCCGAGUCAAGGCGUACCCAGAACCCCAGGGCACCCUGCCAGGCCCCACAGCCACCAGUGCCGAGCCCACCCUGCCUGCCAACCUCUCAGCUCGCCUAGGCCAGACUGGCCUGCUACCCUCAGCUUACUGGAACCAGCAGCAGUGGCGGCUGGGGACCCUGCCCAGUGAGAACAGCACUGAACCAGGAGGCUGCCAGGCUUGGGGUGCUGCAGCCGCUGCUGAGAUCCCUGACUUUGCCUCCUACCCUGAAGACCUCCGCCACUUCUUGCUAUCCGCAGCCUGCCGGAGAUUCCCACAGUGGCUGCCUGCAGGUGAAGAUAGCCAAGUGGCCAGCUGUUCCAGUACCAACGUCCCCUACUUACUGCUGGCUGUCAAGUCAGAACCAGGACAUUUUGCGGAACGCCAGGCUGUGAGGGAGACCUGGGGCAGCUCAGCCCCUGGGAUCAGGCUGCUCUUCUUGCUGGGUUCCCCAGUGGGCAAGAGGGGACCUGACCUACGCACACUGGUGACCUGGGAGAGCCAUCACUACAGUGACCUGCUGCUCUGGGAUUUCCUUGAUGUCCUCUAUAACCAGACACUCAAAGACCUGCUGCUACUGACCUGGGUGGGCCAGCACUGCCCUGACGUAAAUUUUGUUCUGCAAAUUCAAGAUGAUGCCUUUGUGAACAUCCCUGCCCUACUGGGUCACCUGCAGGCCCUGCCACCCACCUGGGCCCGAAGCCUCUAUCUGGGUGAGGUCUUUACCCAGGCUAAGCCUCUCCGGAAGCCUGGAGGGCCCUACUAUGUACCUGGAUCCUUUUUUGACGGCGACUACCCAGCCUAUGCAAGUGGAGGUGGCUACGUCAUUGCCGGUCGCCUGGCUCCCUGGCUACUGCAGGCAGCAGCCCGUGUGGCACCCUUUCCGUUUGGUGACGUGUACACUGGCCUCUGCUUCCGUGCUUUAGGCCUGGUGCCCCGGGGCCACUCAGGCUUCCGCACAGCCUGGCCAGCAGACCACACCAUAGACCCCUGCACUCUUCGAGAUCUGCUGCUUGUGCGACCUCUCAGCCCACAGGACACCAUCCGGCUCUGGAGACAACUUCAGAGCCCGAAACUCAAGUGCUGAGCCUCAUGGAUAGCAGGGUGUGGGGUAGGCCUGUACCUCUGACAUCUGCCAGCACCUCCUUUCAGGCCUGGAUGGAGGGCAGAGGUCUUAGAACAGGACUGCAGGAGCACCUCCUGGGCCCUGUCUGGGGAGGGACAGGGCAGACAGGACAAAACAGCAGACUGUCUUUUUCUGUUUUCGAAAAAUAUGUACUUCCCACUCUGA